AUGGAAGAGCAUGAGUCAAAGGGUUUAAGUCCCGAAAAAAAUCCAAAUAACUUUUCACAUUUUGAGGAUCACAACGAGGAAGUUAAGGCUGAUAGGAAAGAAGUUUCCAGGAUUGUGGAGUCUGUUAGCGGGUCUUUAGCAUUAAUCACGUAA
Molecule: messenger RNA, 153 nt
Organism: Dovyalis caffra
Lineage: Eukaryota; Viridiplantae; Streptophyta; Magnoliopsida; Malpighiales; Salicaceae
Source: the annotation of a GenBank genome assembly